Miscanthus lutarioriparius is the source of this 1002-nucleotide messenger RNA. Lineage: Eukaryota; Viridiplantae; Streptophyta; Magnoliopsida; Poales; Poaceae. The record is from the annotation of a GenBank genome assembly.
AUGACACGGCUGCCGCUGCUCACCAUUGACGCGUGCCGCAGGCGGGAGACGACGACGAGCGGGACGGCGGAGGUGGCCCGGCUCCUGGCCGGGUUCCGGCGGCACCUCGAGGACCGGUCGGCGCACCACCUGGGGUACCCGUACAACCUGGACUUCGACUUCGCCCCGCUGGCGCCGUUCCUGGAGGGCCUGUGCAUCAACAACCUGGGCGACCCCUUCGUGGAGAGCAACUACGGCGUGCACUCGCGGCCGCUGGAGGUGGCGGUGCUGGACUGGUUCACCCGCAUCUGGGACCUCGGCCCCGGCGACUACUGGGGCUACGUCACCAGCUGCGGCACCGAGGGCAACCUGCACGGCCUGCUCGUCGGCCGGGAGGUGUUCCCCGACGGGCCGCGGUCUCGCACUACUCCGUCUUCAGGGAGGGCGGCCAGGAUGUACAGGGUCAGGUGCGUCAAGGCACCAAGGGUGACGUUCAGAAAGCCUGGCAUCGGAAGCGUGAGCGUCUCGGGCCACAAGUUCCUGGGGUGCCCGGUCCCCUGCGGCGUGGUGAUCACGAGGCGAGAGCACGCCGUCGUGCUGUCCACCGACGUCGAGUACCUCUCGUCGAGGGACGCCACCAUCACCGGCAGCCGCAACGACCACGCGCUGCUGUUCCUGUGGUGCGCGCUCAACGCCAAGGGCCGCAGGGGCAUCCGCGACGACGUCCACAGGUGCCUGCGGAACGCGCGAUUCCUCGCGCGCUGCCUCAGGGACGCCGGCGUCAGCGCGGCGCGCCUGAACCCGCUAAAGCAUCACGGUGGCGCUCGAGCGGCCGCGCGACGAGGCGUUCGUGCGCAAGUGGCAGCUCGCGUGCCAGGGCGACGUAGCGCAUGUGGUGGUGAUGCCGAAUGUUGGCGUCGGUCGACAAGAUCGCCAGCUUUGUUGAAGACCUUGCUGCUAAGAGGAGGAUCUGGUAUCAGCACGGUGAAGGGCUUGUUGGUCUGUGCGUGGCGAAAGAUAUAG